This is a messenger RNA of Paramecium octaurelia, 1471 nucleotides long. The record is from the annotation of a GenBank genome assembly. Lineage: Eukaryota; Ciliophora; Oligohymenophorea; Peniculida; Parameciidae.
AUGUAAACCAAUUUGGAAAUUGAGAAAAAAAUUUGCUAGGUUCAUAAAUUAGAGAUUGUAGCAGUCGAUUUGAAGACAUAAACAAGAAUUGAUGACAAAUAUUUAUGCACAAGGUGUCUAGCUGAAAGAGUUGAUAAAGAAAAUAUAACAUUGCUAAAUGAAGCUACCGAGAUGAUAUAAAACAUGAAAACCUAAUCUUUAAAACUUCCAAAGGAAGAAAAUGUGCUUAGAUUAACUAAUUUAAAAUAAUUAUCAUCAUCGAUAAAGUCAUUCAAAAACUAAAUCAAGUCACAACUUGGAAAAUGGUUUCUAUUGAUUGAUCAAUAAAUGGAAUAAAUCCAAACCGAAAUUGAAUCAAAAGAAUCAAAGUUAGAGAUCAAUAAUUGCGACGAGGAAAUUCAAAUUCUAUCAAAAAAUUAUAAAGGGAAUUUUAAUUACAAUAUACCCAAACAGCAAAUUUAUAAGGAAAAGGACUUAGCUCUCGUUUAAUUAAUCUAGGAAUCAAUUGAAUCUUAAUAUAAAUAAUAAGUUCUAGUGAACCAAUAAGCAAAUAUUAACCAAAUACCUACAAAAGAAUUUGAUUAACAUGUAAUUUAUGAUAAUAAUAUUAGAAAACUCCUUGUCUAGAUUAGAGAUGCAACAAGCAUGACAAAGAAAUAAUUAUGUUAAAUAUUAAUGAUAAUGAACCAAAAUUUGGUCGAUUAGCUUGUGUAUAAUGUAUUCAAGAAAAUCAGAUAUAAUACGUUAGCUUAAAAGAGGCGAAUAAUAUGUGGAAUACCUUUAUUGGAUAAUCAAAAGAUUUGAUAUCUAAACAUAAUUGUAGAAGAGAAUAAAUGUUAAAUUGGUUAUAAAAGAAACUCAAUAACUAAAAGAUUAUUAUAACCACUCGUUAUCAGAAAUGUUAUCUUCUAUAGAUGAACAGUUUGUCAAAAAUAAUUAAGAGAUUUAAGAUUUCCUUAAAUUAGAGAAUAAAUAAAUAUUCGAAUUAGAUGAAAAAUAAGUUGAAAAGAUGAUUGAUUUUUUAAGCUAAUAAGAUAAAAAUAAACACAUAAUUUAGCAAUAAGAUAAGCAAGAUAGGCUUGAUUAAUUGUUUUAUCAGAAUGUUAAAUCUAAAUUAGAAACCCUGAUCAAACAUGAUUUACUUUGCAAAUAAUAAUUGAUGGUCAUUUUGUAAGAAUAAAAAAGUAAUUUAUUUUUUUUAGAUAAAUAAAACAUAGAAAAUAACAUACAUUCUGAUAUUAAAAUUAGUCCUGAAAUAAACGAAUUUAUGUCUAAAUGUUAACUUUAAGAGUAAUACCUAAAAAUUUUUACUGAAUCCACUAAUUUCUAAAGAGAAUUAGAGAAAGAGGCAUGUCAAAUGGCUAUCUUCAAUAACUUAUUGUAAUUGAAGAGAAAAAUGAUAAGGAAAAUUCUCAAUGCUCUAUAUCCUAAUAACAAUAUAAAUAAUAUGAAAUAAAUUCAGAAAAAAUGA